Molecule: messenger RNA, 2507 nt
Organism: Durio zibethinus
Lineage: Eukaryota; Viridiplantae; Streptophyta; Magnoliopsida; Malvales; Malvaceae
Product: serine/threonine-protein kinase PBL27-like
Biological process (GO): protein phosphorylation
Molecular function (GO): protein kinase activity; ATP binding
Source: RefSeq, a predicted model, not a curated record
UCAAUUGUUUCUUUUUUCUUUUUCUUUACCUUCUCUUCUUACAGAGCAUAAGUUUUUUUUUUUCUUCGAUUUGUUGAUCUGCCACAUCGGUCUCGAUCUUUGUUUGAAAUGGGAACUUGAGAUCAUAGAGAGAGAAGCUAGAAGAUUCAAGGGAGAGGGUUUGAAGGGGGAAAAAGAGUAGGUAAAGAUUGGGCCUUUAGAGAGUAAUUCAGUGAUUUUUUUUUGAAAGGGUGAAAGUGAGGAUGGUUUGGACUUUGGAGUAAUUGUUGAAGAAUUGUGUUAAAGUUUGGGUUUUUAAUUCUGGGUUUUGUUUGAUUUGUUUGGAUUUUGAUUAUGGGUGGGUGUUUUCCUUGUUUUGGAUCAUCAAACAAGGAAGGGAGUAAUGGUGGGGACACUGUGAAAGAACUGAGCAAGAAGGAUUCAACUAAAGAUGGCUCAGUUGGACAGUCUCAUCAUGUUAAUAGAGUUAAUUCAGACAAAUCGAAAUCUCGGAGUGCUUCUGAUUCUAAGAAGGAACCUGCAGUACCUAAAGAUGGACCAACAGCAAAUAUUGCAGCACAAACAUUUACCUUUCGAGAGCUUGCCGCUGCCACACAGAACUUCAGGCCAGAAUGUCUAUUGGGAGAAGGGGGUUUUGGACGUGUUUACAAGGGUCGCUUGGAGAGUACAGGACAGGUAGUUGCCGUCAAACAGCUUGAUAGAAAUGGCCUUCAGGGAACUAGAGAAUUUCUUGUUGAAGUUCUCAUGCUUAGCCUCUUACACCACCCAAACCUUGUCAACUUGAUUGGUUAUUGUGCUGAAGGGGACCAACGCCUCCUUGUCUAUGAGUUUAUGCCUUUAGGGUCAUUGGAGGAUCAUUUACAUGAUCUUCCACCAGACAAGGAACCUCUGGACUGGAAUACCAGAAUGAAGAUUGCAGCUGGUGCAGCCAAGGGAUUGGAAUACUUGCAUGAUAGAGCUAAUCCUCCUGUUAUAUACAGGGACUUAAAAUCAUCGAACAUCCUUCUUGACGAAGUCUAUCACCCUAAAUUAUCAGAUUUUGGGCUUGCAAAACUGGGUCCUGUUGGUGACAAAACCCAUGUGUCCACACGUGUGAUGGGCACUUAUGGUUAUUGUGCACCAGAAUAUGCAAUGACUGGCCAGCUCACUCUAAAAUCUGAUGUGUAUAGUUUUGGAGUGGUCUUUCUUGAGCUUAUCACAGGACGCAAGGCCAUUGAUAAUACAUGUGCUCCCGGAGAGCAUAAUCUUGUUGCAUGGGCACGACCACUAUUCAAAGAUCGUAGGAAGUUUCCGAAAAUGGCUGACCCACUACUGCAAGGUCGUUAUCCAAUGCGUGGAUUAUACCAAGCUCUUGCAGUUGCAGCAAUGUGUUUGCAGGAACAAGCUGCUACAAGGCCUCUAAUAGGCGAUGUUGUGACAGCCCUUACAUAUCUAGCCUCACAGACCUAUGAACCCAAUGUGCCCAGCAAUCACAGCAACAGAGUUGGUCCAUCAACGCCAAGACUCAAGGAUGAUCGAAAGAGUAUAGCAGAUGGUUUGGACAGCCCAGAUGAUCGUGGACAGCAUGGUUCCCCUUCUACCCGUAGAAAUUCACCUGAUUACAGGAAGAGGAAUCAUGGUAGGGAAUUGAGCUUUGGUGCAGAAUUAGGCAGGAAUGAAGCUGGUGGGGGGUCAGGGAGGAAAUAUGGUUUAGAUGAUCCAGAACGACAGGAAUCUCAUAGAGAUAGCCCUCUGAACCCUGUGAGAGCAAGGGAAACUCCACGUAAUCGUGAUCUUGAUAGAGCACACGCUGUUGCAGAGGCUAAAGUAUGGGGUGAGAAUUGGAGGGAGAAAAAACGGGCAAUGGGAAGCUUUGAUGGUACAAAUGACUGGCGCAUCCAAACUACUUAAUUCAUGUCAUUUUGCUCGUUCAAGCGAUGCCAUGUUGUAUCAUUGUAAGGGUCGUCAUUGGAAAAGAAGAAAACUUUGAAGAUAAACCAUCCUUUGCUGUCAGUCUCCAUUUCUACCCAGGAAAUAAGAGUUAAUGCGUAUAUCCUACUUUGACUGUUGCUGCUUGUCCUAUAAUCAUUCUUGUAGUUGAGUAUGAAACUGAAUGCUUCAAAUUAUGUGGUUGAAGGAAGAAACACGGUUAAAGAAGGUAUCGAAAGCGGUUGACCGGUUCGGGGCAUUCACAGGUAAAUUACUGCAGCCGAGAAAAUAUUGUAUGCAAUAUGUUAAUCCAUGUCUUUAGGCUUUUUAUUUUAUUUUAUUUUUUCUAAGAUUCAUGUUACAGGAGAUGUUGGGAAGACGUCUAAUUUUUGCCCCAUAUUAUUGUCUUGUAUGCGGAGAGAACGUAGUGGGUUUUGUGUGGAUGUCUCAUUGGUGUUGGCAUCUUUUGUAGUCGUACAGUUCUUGCGCAUGGAUUUCUGAGUCGGUCCUGCUUUCGGCUUGAUACAGAGGUUUCAUGAUAUUAUUUUCAUGUAUGAUGAUCGUCAUCAUAUUGUUCUCUAUGUAAUUACGUCUUUCCU